Molecule: messenger RNA, 537 nt
Organism: Neoarthrinium moseri
Lineage: Eukaryota; Fungi; Ascomycota; Sordariomycetes; Amphisphaeriales; Apiosporaceae
Exons: 1
Coding region: 1-537 (178 amino acids)
Source: RefSeq, a predicted model, not a curated record
AUGCUGGCCCCGACGCUGAUCCCGAAUCGGGCCGUAACCGUCGUUGCCGUUACGGCCCAACCGGAGCUUGUUCAACGACAGAUGGUCAUCACUCAGACCAUCACAUAUCCUGCCUCCACUCUCACAACCGUUGUGACACUGGGUCGCGGCGGCGAGUCCACUGCGGUACUGGGAGCCACCACAGCACCGGCGGCCCCCGUCUCAGCUAGCACAUCGUCACAAGGCCUAACGCCAGAGCAAAUCGGCAUCAUUGUAGGCUGCUGUGUCGGCGCAGCAGUAUUCGUUGUUUUACUCUGGUGCUGUUGCACUGCGGUGAGAAGGAGGCCAGGUUCAGACACAAGCGAUGGGGAUAGCUAUUAUAGCCAUGACGAAGUCCGGGUUCCCGUGAUGCCUGAGCCGCCGCGGCGGAUGCGCUGGCCAGAAUGGCGUACAAGACCGCCACCGGUGGUACCGACUUACCGCGCGCUACCUAUUGGUCCGCGAUACACAGCGAACAGAGCGUCUGCUCGCGCUAGCACUACCUACGUUCGAAGAUGA